AUGAACGACGCAGAUGGAACUCUGCGACAAGCUCCCAAACUGAAUAGACUACACAAGAAUUACAUGUGUAAGAAAGUUGUUGAGAUUGCAAAAGGUAGUAAGGUCAAAUAUGAACUUGACAAGAAGACCGGAAUGAUUAAGGUUGAUCGGGUUCUAUAUUCUUCGGUUGUAUAUCCACACAACUACGGUUUCAUACCUCGCACGCUCUGUGAAGACAAUGAUCCCAUGGAAUGUUUAGUUAUAAUGCAGGAACCGGUUCUUCCGGGAUGUUUCGUUCAAGCCAGAGCCCUGGGACUAAUGCCGAUGAUUGACCAGAAAGACGAUAAGAUCAUUGCAGUUUGUGCUGAUGAUCCUGAGUACAAACAUUACACUGACAUCAAAGAUCUUCCCCCUCAUCGCCUCACCGAGAUCAAAUGUUUCUUCGAAGACUACAAGAAAAACGAGAACAAAGAGGUCGCGGUGAACGACAUCUUACCUCCGAGCACUGCAUAUGAAGCGAUCCAGCCUUCGAUGGACCUAUAUGCAUACUAA
This is a messenger RNA of Hibiscus syriacus, 531 nucleotides long. Its product is annotated as soluble inorganic pyrophosphatase 1-like. Bases 1 to 531 code for a protein of 176 amino acids. Gene Ontology annotation, cellular component: cytoplasm. NCBI's taxonomy places the organism in Eukaryota, Viridiplantae, Streptophyta, Magnoliopsida, Malvales, Malvaceae. The record is from RefSeq and is a predicted model, not a curated record. The transcript has 7 exons. Gene Ontology annotation, molecular function: inorganic diphosphate phosphatase activity; magnesium ion binding. Gene Ontology annotation, biological process: phosphate-containing compound metabolic process.